Molecule: messenger RNA, 1664 nt
Organism: Eucalyptus grandis
Lineage: Eukaryota; Viridiplantae; Streptophyta; Magnoliopsida; Myrtales; Myrtaceae
Product: serine/threonine-protein kinase/endoribonuclease IRE1a
Exons: 7
Coding region: 33-1556 (507 amino acids)
Biological process (GO): protein phosphorylation; intrinsic apoptotic signaling pathway in response to endoplasmic reticulum stress; IRE1-mediated unfolded protein response
Cellular component (GO): IRE1-TRAF2-ASK1 complex
Molecular function (GO): ATP binding; RNA endonuclease activity; protein serine/threonine kinase activity
Source: RefSeq, a predicted model, not a curated record
UCCUUGGCCUCUGUCUUUCCCGCUUUCGCAGCAUGUCCGACCCGAUCAUCGACCGGGCGGAGGUCUCCUCCCCGGACAGAGAUGCGACGAUCCCAGAAGUCGAGUCUUCUUCAGAAAUCGAAGGGCAUGGAAGUCUUGACAGAAAGGAGGAUCGCGUCUCUUCAGAAAACGAAGGCAGACUUCACAAAAGGAGCAAGUAUAACCCGGGAACGGAGUAUAGUAACUUUCCUGGUGGUGGCAAUGGAGAACGUAGCAUUGGCAAACUCUGCGUAUCAAGAACAGAAAUCGGUAGGGGAAGUAAUGGGACAAUCGUCGUCGAGGGCUCUUAUGAAGGUCGGGCUGUUGCGGUAAAACGAAUGGUCCUUGGUCAUCAUGAAAUUGCCUACAACGAGAUUCGGAAUUUGAUGGAAUCUGACAAACAUCCAAAUAUUGUUCGGUAUUAUGGAAUGGAGCAAAACGAUGAUUUCAUGUUUCUUGCUCUAGAGCAUGCUGUUUGCAGCUUAGAGGAUUUAAUUCAAGCAUACUCAGAUUCUCCAAUUAACUCAUUCAAUAAUCCAGCAUUGGUUGGUUAUAAAAAGAAAUUGGAUUCUAUUAGGGUUCGGAUGCAGGAUGUUGAGCUGUGGAGGGCAGAUGGACAUCCCUCACCUUUGUUACUGAAUCUAAUGAGGGGCGUGGUAUCAGGACUUGUCCAUUUGCAUAAUUUGAGAUUGAUCCAUCACGACUUAAGGCCUCAUAAUGUCUUGAUUACUGAGAAUAGAUCAUUAGUUAGCUCAUUAGUUGCUCAGCUAUCUGACAUGGGCAUUACUAAAUGCCUUCCUGAAGAUAAAUUCUCUCUGGAAAGUCCAGCCACUGGAUGUGGAAGCUUGGGAUGGCAAGCACCUGAACAGCUUCUUCAUGAGCAUCAAACACGCGCAAUGGAUAUGUUCAGUUUAGGUUUGGUCUUGUUCUUUUGCAUUACCCGUGGAAGACAUCCAUUUGGUAAACUUCAAGAACGCUGCAUCAAUAUUGAGAACAACAAAAAGGACUUGUUCAGGGUGGAGUUCAUACCAGAAGUUCAUGAUCUGAUUUCACGUUUACUUGAAUGGGAUUAUAAAUUGAGGCCAAAGGCGUCGGAGGUGCUUUGCCAUCCAUUUUUUUGGAGUUCAGAGAUAAGAUUGUCCUUUUUCCGUGACACUAGCGAUAGAAUACAACUGGAGGCUGAAAGGGCACCCAAUUCAAAUUUUUUGAACGAAUUGGAGAGCAAGGCACCACUAGUUUUUGGUAAGAAUUGGGAUGAUAAAAUAGAACCUAUAUUUUUGGCUAACAUUCUCAAAAGCAAUAGGCGCUACAACUAUAGCCGUCUCCGAGACUUACUGCAAGUUGUGCGAAAUAAGUGGAGCCACUACAUAGAGAUUCCAGAAGAAGUUCAGGAGCUCCUCGGACCAGUUCCCGAGGAUUAUUACAAUUACUUCACUAAACGGUUCCCGAGACUCUUGAUGGAGUCAUACGGAGUGGUAUCCCAAUUCUGCAAAGAAGAAGAAGGCUUUCGAAAGUACUUUGAAGUUGAUGCGCUUUGACCCUGAUGUGUGGAAUAUUUAAUAAGUAAUUUCGAAAGCCUUCUUCUUUCUAACAAAAGAAUCUCGUGGGAAGUUAGCCAGGGUCAAAAGCGCAUCAACUUCAAAGUA